This is a messenger RNA of Juglans microcarpa x Juglans regia, 1309 nucleotides long. RefSeq lists its product as uncharacterized. Lineage: Eukaryota; Viridiplantae; Streptophyta; Magnoliopsida; Fagales; Juglandaceae. Bases 230 to 1111 code for a protein of 293 amino acids. The transcript is spliced from 3 exons. The record is from RefSeq and is a predicted model, not a curated record.
AACCCAACCACUAUUCUCUCUCUCUCUCUCUCUCUCUCCAUCUCAAAAUUCAGAUCAUCCAUGUGAUGUGCUCCUCUGACUGUCAAAGCCAAGAACAAGGAAGAUCAACGAGAACAACUUUAUAUAGAUUGACAGUGCAAGUCUAGAAUUAAUUCUGCCUCAAAAUCUUUGUUCUUUUUCUUCUUAUCCAAAAACUACAUAUAUAUAAUAUAUAUACACACAUAUACACAUGGUGAAGCUAGCAUCUGCACGAGAAAGCCGAAUGUACGGGCCCCGGCUGGCCCGAAACCGAUCGGAGUAUGUAAACGCGGGGCUAUACCUGUUUGCCACCAUUGUCCUUCUUGGCGGGUUUGCCGCUCAGUUCUCAAGUGAGCCCAAGUCUGGUCUUGUCCUUUUGCUCAUAGCUUUAGCGCUUAUGAUAAUGGUUAAUGUGCAUGAUCUUUUGGCGCAUCUUGCUGGGUUCGAUUACCGCUUGCAGUUGAUGGGGUUCGAUCCCCAGCUUGCGUUAGUGGAGUUUGCGGUCCCAGUGGUUCAGGCGCUGGGAUCUGUUCUCUUCUUCUUGGGGAUUCUUUUUCUUUUCAUUCAGGAAGAGAGGGGAUAUGGCUACCUGAAGUUGGAAAAGCAUGGUCUGAACAUGCUCAUUGCUGGCCCUGUCUUAUGGGUGCUUGGAUCGAUCCACAACUCAUGCCAAAUCUAUGAGAGAGCUGGUGGGCAUGUCCAAAUGUUGCAGCACACUGUCCACAUCCCAUUUUUGAUGGGGAGUGCUCUCUUCUUGGUGGGUGCAAUUCUCAACUGCCGUGAGCAAGCUGGAUUAGCCCAUCAUGGACUAGAUCUACUAGGUAGGACUUGGAUUUGGCUAGGCAUUUUUGGCAGCCUUCUGUUCUUUCUUGGGGGAUUAGCAAAUGUAGUUAAGGUGUUCAAGAUGCAGCAGAUUGAUGGAGUGAGGCUGGAGAAACUGCGGGGAGGGGCACAAGAACGGCUGAUGCGAGUAAGAGAAGGUCAGGUCCCCCUCAUACUAGAAGAGCAGCGGAGAAGGCUACAACCCGAGGAACCAAAAGUGGCAUCCGGGCCGACAACUUCAUAUAAGGAUGCCCUCGUUAGCAGUAGUUAAAAUCAUGUUGUCUUCUGUAAGAACCAGCUUAUAAUAUAGCUCCUUGGUUCUUAAUUUUGAUUCAUCUUACAUUUGCAGAUUUCCUUGACUUGAUCAGCCCUAUUACUGUUAAGUAUACGGUGCAUGUAUUGACGUUAGAAUACUUUCAUUUUCUUUUAGUACCAAUUAACGAAAUAAACUGGAUGUCUUGUUUGUUUU